Molecule: messenger RNA, 5490 nt
Organism: Naumovozyma dairenensis CBS 421
Lineage: Eukaryota; Fungi; Ascomycota; Saccharomycetes; Saccharomycetales; Saccharomycetaceae
Biological process (GO): DNA integration
Molecular function (GO): nucleic acid binding
Source: RefSeq, a predicted model, not a curated record
AUGGCUUAUUUCCAACAUGGCGACCCCAGUGAGGAAUCUCAAAAGAGUGAGAAUCUUCGCUUAAUUAAAUCAAAAAAUGAAGACAUUAAGUCAUUGAAACAACUAAUCGAAGUUCUAGAUGAAUCCAAAAAGGAAUCUAGAACACAACUAACAAAGAUUUUAUCAAACGUUAAAGAUACAGAACGUUUUAACAAAAUCAAACAAGUUCAAUCUGAAUUACAACAGAUUGAAUCGAUGGCAGAAUAUCAUGCUACAUCAUUAAUUAAAUUACAAAAAGAAUUAUCAAGACUAACAUUGUCUGAUAACAAUAACACAACUGAAAAAAAAACUAAUAUCAAGGAAAACAAAAUUAAUACAAAUGUUUUAAAAAUUACUCCAAAAAACAACAUAUUGGAAUAUAACUCUCCAGAACCAACUCUUUUGCUGUCAAACAAUGAUUCAAGAGGUAAGUUCUAUGAGGUUAGGACAAGUAAUGGAAAAGAAGUACGCUUCUAUUAUGAAGAUCCCUCUGCGCAACUAAGCGAAAAAUUGGAAGAAUUAAGUACUUUCCCGAAAUGGUGUGAUAAUCUAUCAAGUCUAUGUAAUAUUUGGCACUUAGAUAAUAUCACAAAAGGUGAAGAUAUCACAGAAGGUGAAGAGGUGAUAUUAAGGAAAGUCAUUCAAAACUCAUUAGGAAAAAAACUUUACAGUUUUGGUAAACUAGGAUCAACGGCAACCGAAAUAUUUCUAGAACUAGAAAAUGUAACAAAGAAAAAAUUCCCAAGAGUAACUAAAGACAAGAUGUGGAAAAAGAUAUUAAUUGACAAAUAUUGUUCUAACACAAAUGAAAUUAGACAUGUGUUAGACAAUAUCAUUUUACUGGAAAUUUAUACAGAAGAUCCAGAAAAUGCCAAACCACUGGACAAUAAGUUUAUCAAUAUGAAAAUUUAUAAAUGUCUAAGUAACGACCUUAGAACUUCAUUGAUGAACUCUGCGAUGGGACUAGAAGAGCUAUUGAACAAAUCACCAAGAGAGAUGAUCACUGUAAUCAUAGCAAACAUUAACCUAAUCAAAGAGCUCGCGGAGGUCUAUGAGGAAGAUGAAAGACCAUGUCAGACGUGUAAUUCUUUACUUCAUGGUUAUUGGAACUGUCCAUUAAAGAAAGUAACUGAUCUUGGCAAGAUACAGGAAAUUGAAUCUGGUAAGAUCAUUAGAAGAGUUACUAAUAAAAAAACAAAAAAUAUAGAAAAAUCUCCAAAAAUCAAAGAAAAAAAUUAUAAAACAGAAAAAAUAAAAAAUAAUAAUACUACAAACAAGCCCCUAGACAUCGCUAUAGAUACAUGUUCAGGAAUAAAUCUAACACCAGAAUUACAAUGGAUCGAAGACUAUGAAAGUUUAGACACAAGACCAACAUUCUUUGGAGUUGGAGAAGGCAAUGCCAUUAAAAUUACUGGAAAAGGUAAAUUAAAAAUUAAGACCAAUACAAACAAGACAGAUUAUCUUCCAGUCUUUUAUGCUCCAAAAGAAGAUGCUACAAUACUAAGUGCUAUCUGUCUAAGAGACAAAGUAGGAUUCACUAUUGACAGUAAUUACAGAUAUUUAAAGAACAAGAACUUUUUGGUACCUAUGAAAAUAGUUAAUAAAACAUUGUGGGUACAUCACGAAGAUAUUUUAACAGUACCUACAACUCAGAAGGUUAGAAGAAUAACUCCAAUGAACCCUACUGCUAUAAACAAGACUAUUGAGUACAAAGAAGCUCAUCAAAGACUGUCACAUGCAUCUUCACAAGCUAUUAUUGAAUCGAUAAAAAAGGGAAUAUUCGCAGAUGUAAAAGAUAUCACAAAUUCAGAAAAUACGGAAUGUGAAAUAUGUCUGUUAGGCAAAUCCACAAGACAUAACCAUUAUAAGGGUGCAAUGAAUUAUCACUAUAAAGAUAAGGAACCUGGAUACUCAUGGAGUCUUGAUAUUUUUGGACCAGUAGCUACAAAUGUACCCAACAAUCCAAAAUAUAUGCUGGUAAUGAUUGACAGUGUUUCACGCUAUUUAAUUACAAGUUUCCAUACCACGAAGGAUAAAAUUACCAUAGGAAAUCAAAUUGAGAAGAACAUUAAUAGAAUAGAAAAACAAUUUGAAAGAACAGUGAAAGAAUUAAGAAUGGAUCGGGGAACAGAAUUCCAUAAUGAAUAUUUACAAGGAAUUUUGAAUGGACUUGGAAUAGUUCCAAUUUACACUUCAACUCAGGAUCAUGCUGGUAAUGCCCGUGCAGAAAGAGUCAUCAGAACAAUUUCAGGUGAUAUUAGAACUCUACUUACGCAGACGACUAUGUCACAAAGAUUUUGGCACUACGCUGCCAGGGCUGCUACAGAGGUUCGUAAUUGUAUUUACAAUAAGCAAAUUAAAACGUCACCGGUAAAACUGGUGAGUAAACCCAAUAUUGAGAUCUAUUUACGAUCAUUUAUCCCAUUCGGAGCCCCCGCUGUGAUUUGGCAACCGACCAAAAACAAACAGAAACCCACGGGAUAUAUUGCAAGAGCUUUGUGUAAGAAUAUUGAAGGUGAUGGUUACGUAUUUUUUGUCCCCCAAGGAAAAAGUCACAAGAUAAUUCCAACAAAUAAUUAUACUAUAUUGAAUCCAAAUAACAUAGAAACUAAGACAAAAGACUAUGAUCAAUUCUACAAAGACAUUCUUCAUCAGAACAAUGGUAAAUUUGAAAUGACAGACUAUGAUGCUCAAGAGAUAGAACAUUUAUUUCACAACGAAGAAAAUCUUACUGAUAAUGAAAUAGACUACUUUUCUGACAUUGAAGAACAUAAUGAUACUGACAUGGAAUUAGAGAACUUAGCUGAAGAACUAGUAAGUGAAAAUGAAUUGGUAAUAAGUGAUGAGUCAAUAACUGAUGAUGAUAUAGAACAAGUAAGUGACACAGACGUAGAAGAAGAGACAGAGUUAUUCAAUGAACAAGAACAAAAUAAGAAUAACGAAGGUACAACUAAUACAGUGAAUCAGUUAACAGAUGACAUAGAAACUGUCACAUCUAUGGAAGAUCAAGAUAAUUCCAUGGCAGAUAAAAUUUUUGAGAAUGAAGAACAAAUAAAAGACCAUAACACUGUCGAUGAUGAAGGCAAUGAUAAAAUUGAUCCAACUAUCGAAGAGUACAAUGAAACAUCUUUUUCACCCAACACCAUAGAUGAUGAACCACAAACACAAGUUACUAAAGAUGUAGUAAAACAGCAUACUGAAAAUGAAAAUAUAUAUGAAAAAGAUGUUGGAGACACUUCUACUGAUCAUCACAAAGAAAUCAAGGAACCGAAUAAGAAUAGUGAACAAACACAAAAUAAUACAAAAAUUAAUGAGUCAAAAUCCACAAAAAUAAAUAAGAGAAUAUGGUGGAAAGAUAAUAAAACUACAAAACCAAGAAAUAUUCCAAAAUUUCUAACUAAAAAAUUAAAGUCACUAGAAAAACCGGUAGUGCGCAAUAAAAAAAAUAAUACAAAAAUUAAUGAGUCAAAAUCCACAAAAAUAAAUAAGAGAAUAUGGUGGAAAGAUAAUAAAACUACAAAACCAAGAAAUAUUCCAAAAUUUCUAACUAAAAAAUUAAAGUCACUAGAAAAACCGGUAGUGCGCAAUAAAAAAAAUAAUAGAAGAACUAUUGAAGAGCUAGAUGACACAGAAAAUGAUAGUGAAAGUGACAAUAGUGAAGGUAGUGAUAUGAUAAUUCCUUCAUCGCUAAAAGAAAGCACUACAAAUGCACUAAAAAAUAUAAAAAAUGACGGUAGACCUGUAUCAAUCAGAACAAGAAAAAAUAAAAAGAUGCGGUUGAGACGUAUAAAACUAAAAAAUAAAAACAAUAAUAAAAUAAAAUUUAACAAGGUUAGAUCCAUCUAUUUACGUGAUGCCAUAACAAAUAACAAAAAUGUAGAAGAGAAGAUCAAAUUCAAGCAGGCAUUACAGAAGGAAAUAAACAGUUUUAUCCAAACAAAAACUAUUGACCCAACAAUAAAACUGAACAAAAGAGAGGUACCAGGAGAUCAAGUAAUUCCAAUACAACCUAUAUUUGAUAUCAAACGUGACGGAACUUAUAAAGCUCGUAUUGUGGCUAGAGGUGACUUACAGUCUGAUGAAUCAUAUGGAGACAUCGAUACAUCACUGUUAAAUAUGGAAAGCUUAAAGUUGUUUCUAAUUCUCGCAUUAGAAAAAGAACUGACAAUUAGAACAAUGGAUAUUAACCACGCCUUCUUAUAUGCUGAUAUUGAAGAAAAAUUAUACAUACAGCAUCCACAGGAUAGAUCAAAAAUUACUCCUCUUUAUAAAUCAAUUUAUGGCCUAAAACAAAGUCCAAAGAAUUGGAAUGACACACUACGUACUUUCAUGAAUAAGAAUGGACUCUAUGAUACUGAAUACUCCCCAGGGUUUUAUACAAAUGAGGACAGAAGUGUGAUGAUAGCUGCAUAUGUAGAUGAUACAGUAAUUGCAGCAAAGUCUGAGGAAGAUAUAGAUAAAAUAAUAAUAAUGUUUCAAAAGGAGUUUACUCUAAAAAUUGUUGGUACCAUGAAAAAUAACCGUCUAUCAACAGAUAUAUUAGGUCUAGACCUUGAAUAUGAUUUAAAUACCGGGCAAGCAACAUUGUCGUUAAAUGGCUACAUCCAACGAAUGAUGAAAGAAUUUCCAGAAAUACAAACUAAAAGGAAAUUCAAGACUCCAUUUCCAUCUGAAUAUAAAUAUAAUCCAAUAUAUGAGAAGAGUGACUUCAACGAAAAUGAGAUGAAAGAUAAAGUAAAGAAGUUACAACAGAUAGUAGGAAAAAUUACAUAUAUUAGGAGCAGAGGUAGACUUGAUAUUGAGUUUGCAGCAGCAAAGGUUGCCAGACUCACAAAACUUCCACAUAGUAAAGUUUUUGAAUGGGUAGAAAGAAUUAUCAAAUACCUGGAUCAAACGAGGGACUUAAAACUAACUUUAAAAAAGGAUAUACAAAAGUGUCCAAAAUUGACAAUGAUCUCGGAUGCUUCCGUAGCAACAGAAUAUGAUUAUAAAUCCAGGAUAGGGGUGCAUAUUUGGUAUGGGAAUAACUUAAUACUUUCACAAAGUAAACAAACAACAAAAACGUGUAAUUCAUCACCUGAAGCUGAACUCUAUGGUAUUAACUAUGGUACACUCAUGGCAUUGAUGUUAAAAGAAAAAAUUGAAAAAAUUACAAGGAGGAAAAUACUAGUAGAUGUAAUAAGUGAUUGUCAACCAGCACUUGACUGGAUAAAACAACCGUAUAUGAAAACCAGAAAAAAACCAAUAUUGAUACCACUCACAAGACUCAGAGAAGAAUUUGAAAAGAAUAAUAUUAAUCUCUUUAAAAUUAGUGGAGUAGAAAAUGUAGCUGAUGAACACACAAAGGUUGUGACAGCCGAAAAAUUUAAGACUCUUAUAAACAUAAUGAAUGGUACAGUGAACCCACAGACAUUACUUCCAUAUAUUGAAAAAAUAGAAAUAAACUAUAUUGGGAGACCAGAUCCUGAAUAA